Candidula unifasciata is the source of this 340-nucleotide messenger RNA. Lineage: Eukaryota; Metazoa; Mollusca; Gastropoda; Stylommatophora; Geomitridae. The record is from the annotation of a GenBank genome assembly.
GAAUUACAUAAAAAGAUCUCGCAUGGAGCAAGAGAUGGCUCGGCGACCAAAGUUCAGGUCCUGUAGUGUCGCACUCCGUGGGGCGGCCCCAUCUUCAGAACAGCUGAGGCGCGACUCCGUGAGCAGCAGGGCUAGUCACCAGAAUAGUCUGCUGACCCAAGGAAGCAACAGUAACAUCAUGAAUAGCUCACAAAGGAAAUUCUCUGCCAACUCCCAACUGGACCAAGCAUCACUGCUGACAAACAGCAAGUCUGUACAUGCACUGGACAUCUCAACCCUCGCAGGCUCGCAUUCAUCUUUGAAAUACAUUGACGAGAUUUCGCUGACUCCAAAAACGAAG